Malassezia pachydermatis is the source of this 927-nucleotide messenger RNA. RefSeq names its product pyruvate dehydrogenase x component. Gene Ontology annotation, biological process: pyruvate decarboxylation to acetyl-CoA. Gene Ontology annotation, cellular component: pyruvate dehydrogenase complex. The record is from RefSeq and is a predicted model, not a curated record. NCBI's taxonomy places the organism in Eukaryota, Fungi, Basidiomycota, Malasseziomycetes, Malasseziales, Malasseziaceae. Gene Ontology annotation, molecular function: dihydrolipoyllysine-residue acetyltransferase activity. The transcript has 2 exons. Bases 1 to 927 code for a protein of 308 amino acids.
AUGGCACGUACGACGAACGCAUCCCAGGUGUUGGGUCGUGUGGCGCGUAUGAGCACAUCGGCGCAGUGCUUGGCGAUCAAGGAGUUUACCAUGCCAGCAAUGAGCCCUACCAUGGAGCACGGCAACCUAGGCCAGUGGAAAGUGAAAGAAGGUGAAGCGUUCUCGCAGGGUGAUGUGCUGGUGGAAGUUGAGACCGACAAGGCCAUGAUGGACGUGGAAGCGCAAGACGAUGGUAUUCUGGCCAAGAUUUUCCAGCCGUCGGGUUCGAAGGAUGUGCCAGUGAACCAAGUGAUAGCGAUGUUGGCCGAAGAGGGUGAUGAUCUUUCCAACUUGCCCGAUGCCUCCGAGUUCCAGUCCAAGAAGCCCAAGGAAGAGCCGAAGGAGGCGCCCAAGGAAGAGCCGAAGGAGGCGCCCAAGGAGGCGCCCAAGGAGGCUCCCAAGAAAGACACCGCCUCUGCCGACAAGGUCCACACGCCUGUGCACCUCAGCAAGCCAGCGCCGCCAUCGGUGAUCCGGCUGCUCCAUGAGAACGGCAUUGAGGACCCAGAGUCGAAGAUCAAGGGCACGGGUUUGCACGGUAUGCUGACGAAAGGCGACGUGAUGGCGUACCUCGGCACAUCGAAGAGCCCUUACGGCACAGCGAGCCCGCAUCAUACGACCAUGUCAGACCUCUCUGGCGCGUCGGCCAAGAAGGACGACGGCAAGGCUGCUCCGCCGCCGGCUGCCAAGCCGCUUACUGGUGACGAGCAGCGCACAUUGAUCCUGGAAGGUUUGGCUGCGAUGACAGCGCCGCACCCCGCGCCUACCCCUGCAGUGGACUUUGACGAGAUGAUGAAGUCGUACCUGCCAGCGGGCACGCCGCCACCUACAUCGGCUCGCCCCACGGCGUCUGAUGCGCUUGCGUCGCUGUACAAGAACCUGCUGUAA